This is a messenger RNA of Aspergillus melleus, 615 nucleotides long. Its product is annotated as beta-ketoacyl [acyl carrier protein] synthase domain-containing protein. Gene Ontology annotation, molecular function: fatty acid synthase activity; 3-oxoacyl-[acyl-carrier-protein] synthase activity. The transcript has a single exon. The record is from RefSeq and is a predicted model, not a curated record. Gene Ontology annotation, biological process: fatty acid biosynthetic process; secondary metabolite biosynthetic process. The coding region runs from base 1 to 615 and encodes 204 amino acids. Lineage: Eukaryota; Fungi; Ascomycota; Eurotiomycetes; Eurotiales; Aspergillaceae.
AUGCCCGAGUUACUGCAUGACUCCCUCCCAGCUCUGGCCGUGGUAGGCCUGUCGCUGAAAUUCCCGGAAGAUGCUGUGUCCCCCGAUGCAUUCUGGAAUAUGAUCAUCGAGGGGAGAUGCGCAUCGAAGGAGGUUCCAGCAGACCGUUUCAAUAUCGAUGCCCAUUACCACCCCGACCCAAACCGCCUUGCCUCGGUGUCUAAUCGCGGAGGCCACUUCCUCACCGAAGACUCCAGCCUCUUUGAUGCCCCCUUCUUCUCCAUCACGGCUGCGGAGGCUGCCGCGAUGGAUCCGCAGCAACGGCUGACCCUGGAAACUUCUUACCGCGCUGUAGAAAGCGCGGGGUUGACCAUGGAACAGCUGUCCCGCUCGAAGACCUGCGUCUUCACCGGCGCAUCUGCGUAUGAUUACCAGACGAUGAUGACUAGGGAUACGUUGGACGGCCCUAAAUUUGGUGCCACCGGAACAUGCGCUAACAUGCUUUCGAAUCGCGUGAGCUGGUUCUUUAACCUUCUUGGUCCCAGUGGCACCAUCGACACGGCCUGCUCAAGCAGCUUGGUGGCCAUUGACCUUGCAUGCAAAAGUGCGCAUUCCUUCGAACAAAAAUUGUAUUGA